This is a messenger RNA of Chondrus crispus (carragheen), 417 nucleotides long. RefSeq lists its product as hypothetical. Bases 1 to 417 code for a protein of 138 amino acids. The transcript has a single exon. The record is from RefSeq and is a predicted model, not a curated record. NCBI's taxonomy places the organism in Eukaryota, Rhodophyta, Florideophyceae, Gigartinales, Gigartinaceae.
AUGGAAUCGACGCAGCCUUUUCAUGUCGCCUGUGCUCACCACCGCGCUGGGAAUCUUUGCAAGCAUGGCAAACAAUGCUCCAAGAUGUUCCAAAAGCCGUUGAAGGCUCCAACAGUCCCUUCGAUUGAUCGCCUUUCGAGCUCAUCGGCGUUCAAUAGUCUAUCUGACUCCACUCAGGCAGCACUGAUGAGACUACCUGAUGCUCUUCAGUAUCUCGCAUCGGCUGUGGCAAGCGGUGCUAAUUUGUACGGUAAGGAAGCAUCGCAAGGCGUCGAGUCAAACAACGCGGCUGUUAUGCCUGCUCGCUGCUAUGAUCCUCUACUAAGUAUCAUAUGGCAAGGAGAUCGGGACAGUCGGCGUUUUCUGGAGAUCUCUCACAAGGCUCAUGCGCAAAGCCACCAUCUACCCCCCGUGUGA